Cucurbita maxima (winter squash) is the source of this 1674-nucleotide messenger RNA. RefSeq names its product bifunctional nuclease 1-like. Gene Ontology annotation, biological process: protein ubiquitination. The coding region runs from base 418 to 1401 and encodes 327 amino acids. Lineage: Eukaryota; Viridiplantae; Streptophyta; Magnoliopsida; Cucurbitales; Cucurbitaceae. The transcript has 11 exons. Gene Ontology annotation, molecular function: nuclease activity. Gene Ontology annotation, cellular component: nucleus; VCB complex. The record is from RefSeq and is a predicted model, not a curated record.
AAUGGUAAUUUAGAAUACCUAUGAAUUUAUGAAUAAUUAAGCGAUGGCGUGUGUUACGAGCAAAAGUCUUCAUUCACAAUCCUUCCUCUCUGAAGAAUCCAUUUAUCUUCUUGCUCGUCUACGGUUCCUCCUUAUCCUUUCAUCUUGUCGGUCUUUACAAGUACUUUCUCUCUUUUUAUUUUUCUGUCAAAUUUCAUCUUCGAUCUGUAUUGUCGAUAAUUUGUGAACUUAAAUUUAGCCAUCGAUUCCGUGCUUGAAAUUCAUACAUUAGAUUCUAGAAUUCCGGGAUUGAAAAUCUGGCGGGAAUUUUACCGGAUCGAGGUGUGAUCGCCGAGUUUUAGCGAACUAUUCGGAGACUUCUGUGACGAAUUUCGGUCGUGAUUCGGCCUAAUUUUGGUAUCUAUAAAAGGACACGAGAUGGGGUCUUUGCAAGGACCAGUUGUUUGCCCUACUUUUCGUGCGAAGCAAGCAGGGUUUUGUUCUCUGCCAAUUAAGCGUCCUUUGAUGGCUUUUAGUUUUCGAAGAGGUGAAUUUUGGGGAUUCACAGGGAUCAACGGUUUGAAUGCUAAGUUUCCAGCUAUGUCUCGCAAAGGUUGUGCUAGAAAAUGCACGACAGUGCGUUGCAGCUUCAGUUCAUCAUCUGACGACAAUGGAAGUACAGCAGAGAACUUCAACGAUAAGGACGAAGAGUACGUUGAAUCGAGUGUGGUUGAGGCUGUUGAGGUGAAAAGUGGUGCGGAUGGUUUCAUGAUUAAAAUGAGGGAUGGUAGGCACUUAAGGUGUGUUCACAACAACCCUCACGGUGGGCAUCUGCCUGAUUAUGCUCCACAUCCCGCAAUUGUGUUGAAGAUGGAAGAUGGAACUGGUCUUCUUCUUCCCAUAAUCGUGUUGGAAAUGCCAAGCGUUCUGCUCAUGGCUGCUGUGCGCAAUGUUCCAAUUGCCAGACCAACCAUGUAUCAAGUGGUGAAAGAGAUGAUUGACAAGAUGGGUUAUGAAGUCAAACUUGUAAGGGUUACCAAGAGAGUGCAUGAGGCAUAUUUUGCCCAGUUAUACCUCUCAAAGAUUGGUUGUGAGAAUGACUGCCUCAGCUUUGAUCUUCGACCUUCAGAUGCAAUAAACAUUGCAGUCCGAUGCAAGGUCCCAAUUCAAGUGAACAAGUACCUUGCAUACAGCGACGGUAUGCGAGUUGUUGAAACUGGGAAGUUGUCAACCCAGACCCCUGCUACGGACGGUUUACUAUUCACCGAACUGGAUAGGCCCAGUGGUCAGCCUUGUGUGGAAGCCAAAGAGUUUGAUCUGGUGAGGAAUAUGCUGAUUGCUGCUGUUGAAGAGCGCUACAGAGAUGCUGCUCAGUGGAGGGACAAGCUCAAUCUGCUUAGGGCUAGGAAGAAUUUGGCGUAAGAGCUCCUGGAGAACGCAUACCUGUACAUAGAACGAAAUUGUUCGUGGCCGAGGCCUGGCUUGCGUCGGGAAUCUAUUGCGUCUUGCCUCUUCUACUUGCAUUAUGUAUUUAGCAACUCUGUGAAUAUAGAUAGGACAUGGUGGAGUCGGGUCGUCAGAUGUGUUCUUGGUGAAAUGCAUGACAUAACCAAUUCCUUUGAUGCUUCACAAUCACAAUGAUAAAUUUAGCAGUGAACAACAUUGGCGCUGCUUAUAUCUUGCUGGCUUAUGGUC